Messenger RNA from Brienomyrus brachyistius, 1276 nucleotides. RefSeq names its product UBAP1-MVB12-associated (UMA) domain containing 1 (gene umad1). The record is from RefSeq and is a predicted model, not a curated record. The transcript has 4 exons. Lineage: Eukaryota; Metazoa; Chordata; Actinopteri; Osteoglossiformes; Mormyridae. The coding region runs from base 166 to 615 and encodes 149 amino acids.
UGGUCCAAAACGACUCCAGGCUGCGUGACGUCCGAUAACACAGGAAACCAGGCAGCGAACAAGGGCCGGAUAAGCCGGAGUUAACAGCACAGAAAGACGCCGCAUUGUAGCAUCUUUCGCUCAGAAAUAAAACAAGACGGCAUCUGGGAUCUAGGACAAGUCAAGAUGUUUCAUUUUUUCGGGCGAAAAGAUUCGUCCAAGAAGUCGGUGCCAGAAAAAGAACUGGACGGGUUUGUAAUAGUAGGGGAAACACCUGAAGAACAGAAGCAGAGGAGUCAGAGGAGCGGUCCCACACCGCCUGCAACCGGUGUGAUUGUGUUGCCUUCGAAGACACCAUAUGAAAACCUAGUUCAGCCGGCAACUGUGCAGCCGGUUCCAGCCCAGGCGGCCCCCAUGUGUCCCGCCGCAUUGGCCGCUCCCGCUGCCUCGGAAGGCGGCCCCUCCCUCCCGGAGCUCCUGAGCGACGUGCCCUUCACUCUGGCUCCCCACGUCCUGGCCAUGCAGGCAGGCCUCCACCACUUUCCCGACGUGCUUCUCUCCCGGGACAUUAACGACAACCUGGCCAGCUUCCGCUAUGACUUCUCCCUGGAGAACUCGGUCCUCUGUGACUCAUAAUGCCCGCUUCAGUCAGUGGAGUUUCUCUGCGCUGCUGCAAUUUGUUGCAUUCUGGAAAACACCAACAUUUUUAAAUCACUACUUUUACUCAGCAUUUCGACAUGCUGCCUUAAAUGAACUGUAGAUAUGAGAACGGUGGGUUUGUACUUACGUCACAUUUAAUCCUGUCUCAUCGGCGUGCAUGGCUGGUGUUUGUCAGGCACUCAGGAAGCUAACAACAUUUAUAAUAAUCAAAAUGAAGGCAUGUGUCCUUGAUGUUCAUAUCUAUGUAAAGUAAACUUACAUUUUUAAUUGGAUUAUAUGCCCAUAUCUCCUACUGUCACAGGAAAUGCUGUAUCACGUUUUAGUGCAUCGCCCUCAUAUCAGAGCGCCCAGAAAUCAGCUGUGCGUAUAGUUUUAAAUAAUGACGAAUGGUUUUACUCACGAGUUCUUUACUGAAUGUAGAUUAUUCGAAUUACCUUUUUGUGUGAAAUUGGUUUGAGAACAUCUCUAUGCCUGUUUAAGAAGUAGCAGGGUCAGUGAAACAGGAUUGUGACUCAAUUUUCAUCGUCACACUUCCUCAUUAAUGUGAUUUUCUCAGCUUGUGUCUGUGUUGUAAUGGAUAUAAGACCUUUGCAUGUUUUCUGGCUGAUAACGUAGUAAUAAAGGUGUGUUUUGUGUA